Messenger RNA from Cryptomeria japonica (Japanese cedar), 1599 nucleotides. RefSeq names its product cytokinin riboside 5'-monophosphate phosphoribohydrolase LOG8. NCBI's taxonomy places the organism in Eukaryota, Viridiplantae, Streptophyta, Pinopsida, Cupressales, Cupressaceae. Gene Ontology annotation, molecular function: hydrolase activity, hydrolyzing N-glycosyl compounds. The record is from RefSeq and is a predicted model, not a curated record. The coding region runs from base 983 to 1474 and encodes 163 amino acids. Gene Ontology annotation, biological process: cytokinin biosynthetic process. The transcript is spliced from 7 exons. Gene Ontology annotation, cellular component: cytosol; nucleus.
UGAUUUUGUUCAUGUCUUUGUAUACCAGUGCCUCUUUUUCUUAGUUGGUGAAGUUUGUUUUCUGAGGGAAGGGGUGAGGGGUUUAUGGGCAUGAAAUGUUCACACAAAAGAGGGAAGAAAAUCCUCUGUCAUUCAUGUAGGUUAUGGUAUUGUCAUAGGUUGGUAGUGUACAUAAUUUGAUUGUCUGGGGGUUUCAAGAGGGUGAUGAUGAUUUGCUUGUGUUGGAACUUGCUUGUCCUGCUAAAACUCAAUGUCAUGCCUGUAGAAUCAAAUUAGAGCUACUUCAAAGCUUGUUCUUGUCAAUUCACUUGCAAACAUCUCAGAUCCUUUCUUUCAAUUUAGCCCCCUUCAAGCUAUUGUGUUACCCAUUUUAUAUAUGUAAUUCUAAGGAUUUAAUUGUGUAGAGUGCCUAAUUCUCCAGUUAAUUUUUAUCUAACCAAUAUCUAGUUAGUUGAAUGAACCUCUUGCCUGUAGAGCACCCAUCAGUAAAUGGCAGAUAUUAGAUUCCAAUCUUAACUGGUCCAUGAAAAGUUUAACAGCACAAUGAUGGUCAUAAAGAAGUAGUGGGUUUCAGUUGUCACCCAGAGACUUCCACUUAACAUGUCAAUUGUGUAGAAUUUCAACAUUUUCAUUUAACCUUUCACUGAGUUGUAAACAUGAACAGUACAUGUACUGUUAGCACGUUAUUUGUUAUUUGUAGUUUUGGAUGUCCUAUUGAUGAACUUAAUACCAGAUAUUUUAACUUUUCUGUCAAUAAGAAUGUUUUAUUAGCUUGAUAUUCAUUAUAUUAGGUGAUGCUAAAACUAUAAAGGGCUGGAAAUCAAGCUAGUGAAAUAAAUCCUUCUAUAUCUAUUGUUGCCCACUAAAUUUCUACCGGCUCUGGGACUUCUGGGGAGACCAAUGAGAGAAGUGCCAUUCAUAUCAGCCUACAUGGGUAGAAAGAAAACUUGACCUGGUGUAUGGUGGAGGAAGUGUUGGACUGAUGGGCUUGAUUUCUCAGGCUGUUUAUGAUGGUGGCUGCCAUGUUCUUGGUAUUAUUCCAUCAGCCCUUCUGCCUCACAAGAUAUCUGGAGAUGCAGUUGGUGAAGUAAUGGCAGUUUCAUCCAUGCAUGAAAGGAAGGCUGAAAUGGCUCGUCAAGCAGAUGCCUUCAUUGCCCUACCUGGUGGUUAUGGCACAAUGGAGGAGCUACUGGAGAUGAUCACAUGGUCACAGCUUGGAAUUCAUGAUAAGCCGGUUGGUCUGCUGAAUGUCGAUGGGUAUUAUGAUUCCUUGCUUGCCUUGUUCAAUAAAGGCGUGGAAGAAGGAUUUAUCAAGCCAUCUGCUUUGAAUAUUGUUGUUUCUGCUACAACAGCCAAGGAACUUAUACAACGGAUGGAAGAUUAUUCUCCAAUUCAUGAUUGCGUUGCACCCAAACAAAGCUGGGAAAUAGACCAACAGCUCAGUUCAGCCACCAUUGCUCCUGAAAACCCUUGAUUUUAUUUCCUUUAUGUAUAUUGUGCAGUGAUCAUUACAAUAGCAUCAUUUGUACAGAAAUUUGUCAACUUCGUCAUUUACAAAGUAUGUCAAUGAAAGAAAUUUUCAUAUUGGCCCAAAUCUAA